Molecule: messenger RNA, 1137 nt
Organism: Phlebotomus papatasi
Lineage: Eukaryota; Metazoa; Arthropoda; Insecta; Diptera; Psychodidae
Gene: PCNA
Product: proliferating cell nuclear antigen
Exons: 2
Coding region: 193-975 (260 amino acids)
Biological process (GO): regulation of DNA replication; leading strand elongation; mismatch repair
Cellular component (GO): PCNA complex
Molecular function (GO): DNA binding; DNA polymerase processivity factor activity
Source: RefSeq, a predicted model, not a curated record
AAUGUGACAGACUGACGGCAAUUCUGGCGGCAAAAUACGCGUUUCGUGUUCUUGUGCAAGUGCAUCCGGAGAAGUUCUCUCUGAGAAUAAUUAAUUAUUUUAACCCUGAUAAAACAACAAAUACCCAAGAAAACUUCUACACGUCUCCUACGGUAUAUUCUUCGAAAGUUGUGAUAGAAAUUUUAGGACAAAAUGUUUGAGGCUCGUCUCAGUUCUGCCACGACCCUGAAGAAGGUUCUGGAUGCUAUUAAGGACCUUCUGAAUGAAGCAACAUUUGACUGCAAUGAUUCAGGGAUUCAGCUGCAAGCAAUGGACAAUUCCCAUGUUUCCCUCGUCUCCCUGACGCUGAGGGCAGAUGGUUUCGACAAGUACAGAUGUGACAGGAAUCUUUCGAUGGGAAUGAACCUCGGUAGCAUGGCCAAAAUCAUGAAAUGCGCCAACAAUGACGAUACCGUGACGAUGAAAGCUCAGGACAAUGCCGACACUGUGGUGUUCAUGUUUGAGUCCCAGAACCAGGAAAAGGUGUCUGACUAUGAGAUGAAGCUCAUGAAUCUCGACCAGGAGCACUUGGGUAUCCCAGAGACUGACUAUGCCUGCAUUGUUCGGAUGCCAGCAAUGGAAUUUGCUCGAAUCUGCCGAGAUCUCUCCCAAUUCGGAGAGUCUCUGGUGAUUUGCUGCACAAAAGAGGGAGUUAAGUUCUCAGCCUCUGGAGACGUAGGAUCUGCAAACAUCAAACUGGCCCAGACUACGAGUGUGGACAAGGAGGAGGAAGCAGUGAUCAUUGAAAUGCAGGAACCCGUGACUCUGACUUUUGCUUGUCGCUAUCUCAAUUCAUUCACUAAGGCUACUCCUCUUACCAAUCAAGUUCAGCUCUCUAUGUCCAUGGAUGUGCCUCUGGUGGUUGAGUAUCGCAUCCAGGAUAUCGGACAUGUUCGCUACUAUUUGGCACCCAAGAUUGAGGAUGAUGAGAACUAAUUGGGUUCUUCCAGAUUAUUCUGGGAAGUGAGGAGACUCCCAAUAUAAUUUAUAAGGGUAUCUAUCGUGAGACUUCCGGACGUAUUGGACUUUAUAGGAGGGAAGUGUCUCUAUUUUAGAUUUUAGGAUCAUCGAAGGAAAUAAAUUGUUUAAAAUAUAAAA